Molecule: messenger RNA, 921 nt
Organism: Pomacea canaliculata
Lineage: Eukaryota; Metazoa; Mollusca; Gastropoda; Architaenioglossa; Ampullariidae
Product: farnesoic acid carboxyl-O-methyltransferase-like
Exons: 7
Coding region: 1-921 (306 amino acids)
Biological process (GO): methylation
Molecular function (GO): S-adenosylmethionine-dependent methyltransferase activity
Source: RefSeq, a predicted model, not a curated record
AUGCCGGUGCCUUCACCAAAAGGCGUGUUCACCAUCGGUGACUAUGGAACGUGCGAUGGGUCGGUGUCUCUACGACUGAUACACAAGGUCAUCGACCACUUGCGAAGCAAACAUGGACCCGAUCUGAAGAUUCAGGUGUUGUACGAAGAUCACGCAUCCAACGACUACAACAGUCUCUUCAAAACUAUUUACGGUCAAACCUCGUACAUGACCAAGUUCACCAACGUGUUCCCCCUGGUAUGUGGCAAUAAUUUCUACAAACAGUGUGUACCUGACAACACCUGUGACAUCAUCAUGUCAUCAUUCGCCACGAUGUAUUUGAGUAACGAGAGUUACGUCAGAUGCUCCAAUACAAUGUUCCCCUGGCGGUCGACAUCACAAGAGGAGUUGCGCGCUCACCGCGAGGCUGCAGCACGUGACUGGCAGACGUUCCUCCUCCACAGAGCAGCAGAACUCAAACCAGGUGGACUUCUUUUCGAUGCUCACUCUGCUAGACUCCUGGGGAGCAACCCUCCACAGACUCGCACUUUGACCUACCCUCUCUCUGAAAACGGCAAUGGAGCGGGAGAAGAAACCGCCCAAGAUAUUUGGACUUGUUUUGAUUUGAGCUGGCAGGAAUUAUACGCAGAAGGAUUAAUUACAAAAGAGGAGUUCCAGUCGUGCACUCUUCGAGCGACACUCCGGACUUUACAGGAACUAAAAGCUCCUUUCGAGAAUGCCGCCAUGUCUCCAGUCCCACAGGCUGGUCUUAACUUGUUAAAGGAACCACAAGAGUUUCUCACUUAUUGUCCUGUCAAGACACUAUGGCGACAAAAGCUACAGACUGAUGAUGACGUCACAAGAGUGCUAAGCAGCACCCAGCUUGUAGAAUUCAGUGCCGCAGGUCAGAAUGAAGACUUUGUCCAUUUUCGACAGGAAUGA